CAGGUAGAUGAGGAGAUGUUCUCUGUCUGCGGAAUGUCCAUCUGGUUGAAGAGUUUACUGCUGGAGGAUCCAGAUCCUAGUGUACGUAGAGAGAUUUGUACUGGCAUAUAUAGGCUCUGCUUAGGUUCUGCAAGUAAUGGUAAAACUGGGUUGGAUUGUAUCUCUCCAGUAUUGAGUAUUCUUCUCCAGUACCUGGGUCAAGCACAGCUCAUGAAACCACAUCGCAGGGAAAGUCUAAUACAGCCAGGUCCAGAGGAGCCAGGGAAAGAACCGUUUGGACCGGCCUGUCGGGACUAUUUCUGGGUCCUCGCCAAACUAGUAGAAAACAUUAAGGAAACCCAGGCAGUUGAUCCAGAAGCACUUGUUCAGAAGCUUAUUCAUGGCAUAUCCACCAGACCACUGUAUGAGAGAAGAAAUGGCGCUAGUGUCGAUGAUGCCCUAAUAGGAAUGAUGAACCUACUUUGCGCUUUGCUCAAACAAACUCCUUCUCUCAAGGUGUCCCCCGCCUGUCAGCAGUUUGUGAAGAAACUGUUCAGUUUCCUCUACGCUCUGCCCUCUCCUGGAGAUAAACUGGUUCCUAAAUGUAAAUCUCCACAGACUCGAAGUGCUUGUUACGACCUGGUGGUUGAACUGGUAAAGGGUUGUCUGGAAAAUUACAAGGUUCUUCACACUCUUCUCAUUCAGCAACAUAACCCAGGGUCUCAUAAACCGUAUCCCUGGGAGUACUGGCCUCUAGAGGAUGGUAGGUCAGAGUGUGGAUAUGUUGGGCUGGUCAACCUUGGAGCUACCUGCUAUAUGGCCACAUGUGUACAACAGCUCUUCAUGAUCCCGGCUAUACGGGAUUGUGUACUGCAAACUGAUGUACUGGGCGCUGCAGUACACCCGUUGUUUGGUAAACACCAAGCGACACUUCAUGAGCUUAGGCGUAUGUUUGCUUAUCUGCUUGAGUCGGAGCGUAAGUCCUAUAACCCGCUCUCCUUCUGUAAAACCUACACCAUGGAUAACCAACCUUUAAACACAGGAGAGCAGAAGGAUAUGGCCGAGUUUUUUAUUGAUCUUCUCAGUAAAAUGGAGGAGAUG
This is a messenger RNA of Eurytemora carolleeae, 1080 nucleotides long. Its product is annotated as ubiquitin carboxyl-terminal hydrolase puf. Gene Ontology annotation, molecular function: cysteine-type endopeptidase activity; cysteine-type deubiquitinase activity. Gene Ontology annotation, cellular component: nucleus; cytosol. The annotation marks the transcript as partial. Gene Ontology annotation, biological process: protein deubiquitination. The transcript has 10 exons. Lineage: Eukaryota; Metazoa; Arthropoda; Copepoda; Calanoida; Temoridae. The record is from RefSeq and is a predicted model, not a curated record.